Molecule: messenger RNA, 1716 nt
Organism: Zingiber officinale
Lineage: Eukaryota; Viridiplantae; Streptophyta; Magnoliopsida; Zingiberales; Zingiberaceae
Product: serine hydroxymethyltransferase 4-like
Exons: 4
Coding region: 101-1528 (475 amino acids)
Biological process (GO): folic acid metabolic process; tetrahydrofolate interconversion; L-serine catabolic process
Cellular component (GO): cytoplasm
Molecular function (GO): zinc ion binding; serine binding; pyridoxal phosphate binding
Source: RefSeq, a predicted model, not a curated record
GGAACAGCGCAAACCCUCUCAUUUUCCUAUAAAUUCUCUCGGCCCGAUCUCCACAAUCUCCGCAUCCUCUUCUUCCUUCGAGGCUUUCUCUGCCACUGCCAUGGCCGCCACUAUGGAGUCCAUCAGCGAGUGGGGCCUUUCGCCUCUGUCCAUCGUCGACCCCGAGAUCCAUGAUCUGAUCGAGCACGAGAAGCAUCGGCAGUCUCAUGGCAUCGAGCUCAUCGCCUCCGAGAAUUUCACCUCCUUCGCCGUCAUUGAAGCCCUCGGAAGCGCCCUCACCAACAAGUACUCCGAGGGUAUGCCCGGCAACCGCUACUACGGCGGGAACGAGCACAUCGACGCCAUUGAGAACCUCUGCCGCUCCCGCGCCCUCGCUGCCUACCGACUCGAUCCUUCCAACUGGGGCGUCAACGUCCAGCCCUACUCCGGAAGCCCCGCGAACUUCGCUGCCUACACCGCCUUGCUCAACCCUCACGAUCGCAUCAUGGGUCUCGAUCUCCCAUCCGGCGGCCACCUCACCCACGGAUACUACACAUCCGGAGGUAAGAAGAUCUCCGCAACCUCCAUCUAUUUUGAGAGUCUCCCCUACAAGGUCAGCCCUGCGACCGGCUACAUCGACUACGAUAAGCUCGAGGAGAAGGCCCUCGACUUCCGCCCCAAGCUCAUUAUCUGCGGUGGAAGCGCAUACCCUAGGGAUUGGGAUUAUGCGAGAUUCAGAUCCAUCGCCGACAAGUGCGGGGCCUUGUUAUUGUGCGAUAUGGCUCACAUCAGUGGCCUGGUGGCCGCUCAGGAAGCUGCAAAUCCCUUUGAGUUCUGUGAUGUGGUUACCACCACAACUCAUAAGAGUCUCAGAGGUCCUAGGUCUGGCAUGAUCUUUUACAGGAAAGGCCCUAAGCCUCCGAAAAAGGGACAGCCAGAAGAUGCAGUUUAUGAUUUUGAAGACAAAAUCAAUUUUGCUGUGUUUCCGGCUCUACAAGGUGGCCCUCACAAUCACCAGAUUGCUGCAUUGGCUGUUGCAUUGAAGCAGGCCAUGUCGCCAAGUUUCAAGGCAUAUGCCAAGCAGGUCAGGGCAAAUGCUGUUGCUCUGGGGAAUUAUCUGAUCAGCAAGGGCUACAAGCUCGUGACAGAUGGAACUGAGAAUCACCUUGUUCUCUGGGAUCUUCGACCCCUGGGCUUAACUGGAAACAAGGUGGAGAAACUUUGUGAUCUCUGCAAUAUUACUGUUAACAAGAAUGCUGUUUUUGGUGACAGCAGUGCGUUGGCCCCUGGUGGCGUCCGGAUUGGCGCUCCUGCAAUGACUUCAAGGGGUUUGGUUGAAAAGGAUUUCGAGCAGAUCGCAGAGUUCCUUCACCAAGCCGUCACUCUUUGCCUUACCAUCCAAAAAGAACAUGGCAAGUUGCUCAAGGACUUCAACAAAGGCUUGGUGAGCAAUAAGGAUAUCAAGGAGCUGAAGGCAGCCGUCGAAAAGUUUUCGGCAUCAUUUGACAUGCCUGGCUUUCAAAUGUCCGCAAUGAAGUACAAGGAUUAGGAUGGCUUAGUUCGCGCUGAUCUCUCGUUUCAUGCUUUACCGUUCCAUUUGUUUUGAAAAAGUUGUGCUUGAUUUGGCUUUUAACGCCGAUCGAAUUUUAUUUUCUUGCUGUUAAACCAAAUGCUCUUGCUUCUUGUUAUGUUCCUGCCCUUGCUUCUUCAAAUCCAUUAUCCUGCUUUGUUCAACAA